UGGCACGACGCACGCUCAACAACUUCGACCUUAGCCGGGGCGACAAUUUUAUUUCACCUUUGGCCCGCAGCCGCUGCCUCGCCGCACGACACGCUGCUUCCUGCACGACUCCACUCGCCUGCUCCACUUUCUCGUUGCUCAGGCCUCGAGAACCGUUGCACGCAUGCACGUGAUCCAGGUGGUUUGCUAGGAUGACGAGAACUUGGCGCCGUUAGAUUGGAUUUCGUUGGACAGGAACAUCGUUGGGGGAAAGAAGACUCUGUCGAUGCCUAGAACAAUCCUGAGAGAGGUUCCUCGCACAAAUGACGCCUUUGGAGCCUUUCCCGCUGGUUCUUCCAUCGAGUAAGUCGCCUGAGUAAGAGUGAGAAGAGGAAAUUGAACGUCGUGUAGAGUGCCGAGGAGAAGCUGGCAAGUAAAGAAAGGUACGAAACUCGAAUUAGUGUUGUGGUGCGGCAAGGAUCAAUCCAUGAAAUGCGUUUCAAACUAACGGUACAGUUAUCAGAAUUCCGUAAACCAUCGCGUAAAUAUUAUGACGAUGACUGAACAAAUAGGCGAGCUAUAUUCGACGAGCUUUGUGUAGAAAAACGAUCAACAAGGUGUUGUUCCGAUAUAUAACUACUCCAAGUGUACCCUUCAAGGACGGAUCUUGCGACAACGAAGAAGAGGAAGAAUCGCGUAGUGGAGCAACCAGCCUCAAAAUGUAUUCUGAAUUCACGUGUCCAGGACAGUCAUUUCGUGUCCCGAUUCAGCAGUAGUGCGUUCAGAGAAGGAUCGCCGACGAGAUUCCUUCGCCAGGAACGGGCUAGCAGGCCAAACGGUAGCUCGAUCCAGGAUCGUACAUUGGAUUCUCAACGAUGGACUCGCAGCAGCUGGUCGACACCGCGUCUCAGAACAGCCAGGACAUUGUCCUGCCGAAGCCAGCGAGCAGCACGCCUAGGCACAGCAUCGACGCGAUUCUCGGACUGGCGAACAACAAGAGGAGUCACCAGGAAAUGGAGGAUAACGCUCGCGACACGCAGGAAAACGCAGGUGAGAACAGCUGCAACUCCACCGGCGGCGGCAGCGACGAGGAACUCGGAGCAGGCUGCGGGGACGAUUUAAACGGGAACGGCGGCAAGAAGAAGCAUCGUCGAAACAGGACGACCUUUACCACCUACCAGCUGCACGAGCUCGAGAGAGCCUUCGAGAAAUCUCAUUAUCCGGACGUGUACUCCAGGGAGGAGCUCGCUAUGAAAGUCAAUCUUCCGGAAGUUCGCGUCCAGGUGUGGUUUCAGAACAGGCGGGCAAAAUGGCGCAGGCAGGAGAAGAUGGAAGCCGCGAGACUCGGCCUCAGCGAGUAUCAUCAUCCCGCCAAUAUGAGAAGCGUGGCCGGUCCAGCAUUAGGUUUACCAGGAGAUCCUUGGCUCACUCCUCCAGGUCUGUUGAGCGCCCUUCCCGGCUUUCUAGCUGCACCUCACACGGGAUAUCCCAGUUAUCUAACGUCCCCGAGACGAUUACCGUCGCCACCGAACGUCGGCGCCGUUGGAAGCGCAGUCCCAGGUGCGCUUAGCGGAGGAAUGACGAGCAUAGGAAGCGGGGGCCACGUUCCAGCGGCGCCGCCGAGUCCUCCGGGCCACGAUCCGCGCACAACGAGCAUCCAGGCUCUGAGAAUGCGGGCCAAGGAGCACGUCGAGAGCAUCACCAAAGGAUUGCAAAUGGUCUGAAGUUUAACGUACGACCCAGGAAGGCAGCAUCGACCCAAGUACAGGCUGGCCGUGGCCACGCUCUUAACAACGCGGGCGUGACGAGAAGCGAAGCGACCGUGCUCUCUCUCUCUCCACGACUGAACCCUUCGAGACUGGAGAAACUGUCCAGGCAACGGGCAGACGGAUCGACAAACACGUUCCUCCCGUUCCUCUUUCUACGCUCGGCCCGGUAGAAACGACUUCACGACCUCACCGGUCGUUUCUAUUCCGGCGAACGGUUGGAACCGUUUUAUCGGUUAUCGAACAAACGCCGAAGAGUACAAGAACGAAUAACGCUGGCAACGAGAGAAGGGAACGAUCAACGCGUACAGAGUACUAAUUUCCAGUGGUAAUCGAGAACGGAAAGAGACACGAGGGCCGAGUUUUUUCUCUCGUUCGGCCGAGUUAUUAUACCCGUAGCUGAUUGAUAAAUCAAAUUUGUUAUGUCGUUCUUUGAUACGGAACGGAGGAGCCGAAUCGUCGUUCCUGUACGACGAGUGCCCUCUGACAAAAAGCGGACGAAAAAAAGGAGAAAGAAGAGCAGAGUUUGAUUGUCACAAAUCGUGUUUGACUGUCGUGUCUACCGUUCCAUUUGGAUGGUCGGUUUUUUUUCUUCUUCUUCUUUUGCUUUUGGUAUCGCGUUACGAACUAAUUCAGGAUAUUAGUGCAAUAAACGGGAGGAGUAAGAGAGUCAGAGACGUUUCGUAGUGCGUCGCAGAUGGAGAGUAGCUGUAAGAUCCAAAGACGAUUAUUUCCGGUUGUAGCUCGAGAUCUACGAAGGAUCCCUCUCCUUUAACUUCCUGAACGAUACGAACUCAGUAAGUAAUAUAUCACGUACAGUUUUAAACGAGGUUGAAGAUCGCGUUUCUUUUUUUUUUUUUUUUUUUUUGUUUUCUUAUUUCGCGCGCGUUCGAAGAGAGCGACCGACGACACACCGAGAGACGUGACAAGUGACAAAAUACGUAGACAGUGUUUACUCUCGACUCGGUCUUAGAACUUGAAACGCGGUCGCGAAAUUUAUCACGCUCGCGUUUCUAAUCGUUCAGAAAUCCGAGUCGAAGGAACGCGUUAGCUUGCAAGCCGCUACGAAUACGUAAACACAGUUUGUUCCAUCGACGUAACAAUCGUCUACAAAAGCUACGAAUCAAAAAGUUCAAGUUCAAUCCAGUGGGUGUCCAGUCGAUCUACGAUAUUUUCAAUACCCGAGACAGUACACGAAUGAAUUUUGAACGCGACGAACGUUGUUACGAAACAUCGAGAACGUUCCUUCGAGCCACGCUUCCCGAGCAACGUUCCUCGGUAAUACCAUGGGAUAUUGAAAUGACGCGAAAUGGAGCGAGACAACAUUCGCUCGAAUUAAUCAGUGGACGUUUGAAUGCAGCAGGCUAACUGCUAUCACGACGAAAUGAAUUGGUACAAAACCGCGAAGGGUCAGUGGCCCGUGCCGGCCGAGGCGAUCGUUCCCACCCCCUCCCUCUCCCCCCCUCCCCCCUCUCCCCCCGUGUAAACUGGUCUUGUAUCCGAAAUACGAUUAGCAUAAUUGUUUGAUAAUCAUGUACCUCGGAUAGACAACGCUAAAAAAAAAGAAACAAAGAAAAGAAGAAAGGACACGUCUAUCGUACGGACGACACUUGUCACUCGUUCGAAACGUAGACGUAAAUCACGUGAUAUCGAACGAGUAGCAACAAACGUGCGAACGUUUCAUUCGUUUAAUAAAAUCGUCCGAGUUAAUUAACGAACGUCGAGCGUCAAGUGUCCCGUUUCCAACCAGGUGGAAAAUUCUUCCAGAAUUUGUUAGCGAGUCGCUCGAUCGGCACUGAUCGAGCUUGUUGGCGACGCGAACCCUCAGAGACUAGGAUCAAUAUUUCUUGUAGCAUAGAGGUGUCCUCGAAGAGAUCCGGCGAGAGGAGACGCAUUCCGAAAAUAAACAAUAUUCUGCAGUAUUAAUACGUUAAGGUGAAGAAUUGUGCAUAAAGUUACGUAAUAAACGAUUACGGUAUGCGGACAGGAUCGCUUGGAAGCGGACUGGCCAGAUCGCUUGCCGUUGGAAUCGGUUGGUGUUCAGCUCGAUCGAUGUCACGUUGACGCACCGUGAUCGUGCUGAGAAAAUUUCGUUUUCAUCGAACAACGUGAAGAACGUAAUUUCCAUCCUACCACAGCUGCUAAUGCGUUGCGUAUACGUAUAUUUAUAAAAAGAUCGAUGUAGAUAUAAAAAAUGACAAGAUCCUUCAGAUAUCGCAACAUCUCCCUCACUUCCUCCGUUUCAAUUGAACGCACGCGUUUCUGUUUUGUCCGUCAGGCAACUCGAUUCCAACGAGUGAGGUAUUCACGUGACGACAAAUUCGUCUGCCAGUCAGCUUUCGCGAAGCGACGUCAAGGAAAACCAAGUAGAGGGUGAAGAAAGAACGUAGACAGUUACCCACCCCCGAAUGUCUAUUUGUAUAUAUACCUGCUCGUGAUGAAAUAAAAUUUGAUGUACAUAUUUAA
This is a messenger RNA of Frieseomelitta varia, 4211 nucleotides long. Its product is annotated as retinal homeobox protein Rx1-like. Gene Ontology annotation, biological process: positive regulation of transcription by RNA polymerase II. The transcript is spliced from 5 exons. The record is from RefSeq and is a predicted model, not a curated record. Gene Ontology annotation, molecular function: RNA polymerase II cis-regulatory region sequence-specific DNA binding; DNA-binding transcription factor activity, RNA polymerase II-specific. The coding region runs from base 855 to 1703 and encodes 282 amino acids. Lineage: Eukaryota; Metazoa; Arthropoda; Insecta; Hymenoptera; Apidae.